AUGGUCUGUUACCCAAUCGUGAUACAGGGUUUUGUUGAAGGAACAGCUUUACUCGGAGCACUGGUAGACCGACUGUUCUUCGGAUGGCUUGAGGAGAGAAUGGGGCGAAAGAAGGUCUAUGAAAUCACUCUCACGUUGAUGGUCGCGAGGUCAAUUGCUUCGGGCUUCUCCAUCGGCAACUCCCGCGAGUCUGUACUGACGUGCUUAUGCUUUUUCAGGUUCUUGUUAGGGUUUGGUAUUGGCGGGGACUACCCACUCUCUGCAACAAUCAUGUCCGAAUACGCAAAUACCCAGACCAGAGGAGCUUUCAUGGCUGCUGAAUUUGGCAUGCAGGGUCUUGGAAUUGUUGUCGCAAGCAAAGUCGAGAUAUUUGUGAGCCGUUAUUUUAUGAAAGUCUACGCAAACCCAUCGCAGCUGCAGCAGGACUUGGUGUGGAGGAUAAUCCUAAUGUUCGGAGCAUUCCCUGCGGGCUUAACAUGCUAUUGGAGAUUGAAAAUCCCGGAGACAGCACGGUACACGGCACUGGUGACUAGAAAUGGCAGGCAGGCCGUUUUGGAUAUGUCUCGAGUCCUUCAUUUGGAGAUCGAAGAAGAUGAAGAAAGUGUUUCAAGUAUUGAAACCCCACAGCCCAGGUUUGGUUUGUUUUCCAGGGAUUUCAUGAAGUAUCAUGGUCUACAGUUGCUAGGCACAGCAUCCAGUUGGUUUUUCGUGGAUCUUGCAUUCUACAGCAGUAGUUUGUUUCAGACGGAUAUAUACCAAGAUAUGCGAGGGUUGAUACCGUGCUAUCAAAAGAACCCAGUGCGUGAAGUCUUUUACAGUGCAAGAGCGCAAGUGGUGAUUUUCGCGAUGGGAACUCUGCCGGCGUAUCUAUGCACCAUUUUUCUCAUAGAUCGUAUUGGUCUGCUUAGAAUUCAAUUUGUUGGAUUUUUCGUUAUGUCGGCGUUUCUGUUUGCGCUGUCCAUUCCCUACGAUCAAUGGGUUUCUGCUCAUAAACUGCAUAUAGGUUUUCUAGUAAUUUAUUCCCUGACGUUUUUCUUUGUAAACUUUGGCCCCAAUACAACAACUUUCAUCGUGCCGGCCGAGUUAUUUCCUGCUCAACUGCGAUCAACGUGCCAUGGAAUUUCCGCAGCGGCUGGGAAAGCAGGCGCCGUUUUCCCAGGCACCGUAAUUGGAAUGUUAGCCUUCUUAGCAAAAGAAGCUCCGAAUAACUAUGAACCCUUCUCACCAAUACAAGCUCCGAAUAAGUAUGAAGCCUUCUCAACAAUACAAGCUCCGAAUAACCAUAGUCACCACUGCCGAAAGAAAGAUCAUAAAGGGCUUAAGGUGCAACUGAUUAUUCUAGCAGUGGCUGGAUGCUUGGGUUUCUUUUGUACCUUUUUAAUACCAGAAACUAUGCGCAGGUUUCUGGAAGAAAAUGAAAUAGAACCAACUCUAUCUGACUUAGAAGUCGAAUUCGGGCCUGGGUUUGCAUCCAGAGACCAUGCCAGAGACCAUGCCGGAGUUUCAAUAAAGCCAUAG
Molecule: messenger RNA, 1518 nt
Organism: Cryptomeria japonica (Japanese cedar)
Lineage: Eukaryota; Viridiplantae; Streptophyta; Pinopsida; Cupressales; Cupressaceae
Product: probable inorganic phosphate transporter 1-3
Exons: 1
Coding region: 1-1518 (505 amino acids)
Biological process (GO): transmembrane transport
Cellular component (GO): membrane
Molecular function (GO): transmembrane transporter activity
Source: RefSeq, a predicted model, not a curated record